AUGGACCAGUCGCGCGAUGAGACGAAGAGGCUCAGGGACGAGGACUUCGAUGAGCUCAUGGCUGCUUGCGACACCGCCAAAAACGCUGUGAAAAAUGAAAAUUCACUCUCAAGAACUUUGGAGCGUUUAAAAAUGGAUAACGAUCCACUACUUGAGGGCGAGACGGACCCGAUCCAUGCUGCAAAGGAGCUUGGGGACAGUGCUCCUUACUCUGCUGCACCACCUACCGACAAUCUUUCCACGCACUCUGCUACAAACAUUGACAUUCGCUCUACUCCCAAACCCCUAACCAACCCUAGUUCCAGUUUGUCUACAAAUACCACUUCCAAUACAAAUAGUAAUCCCAGCUCUAAUCCUGGACCAGAAAUGACUGCAAGAGCAUUAGAUAAGCUGGACUCAUCUGUGGAGUCGGAAGAUCCACUGACAGUUGUGGAAAAGGAUGAUAAUGGAUUUGUUUUUUAUAAGUGCCGCUUUUGUGGCCUCACAUUCAACUAUAUGAAUACACUGCGAGCACAUGAAAGGGUUCAUAACAUCUCACAAGGGUUCACUUAG
Messenger RNA from Strongylus vulgaris, 552 nucleotides. The record is from the annotation of a GenBank genome assembly. Lineage: Eukaryota; Metazoa; Nematoda; Chromadorea; Rhabditida; Strongylidae.